Molecule: messenger RNA, 283 nt
Organism: Cetraspora pellucida
Lineage: Eukaryota; Fungi; Glomeromycota; Glomeromycetes; Diversisporales; Gigasporaceae
Source: the annotation of a GenBank genome assembly
AUGAAAAUAACUACGAUUAACCAAGAGAGAAAUCCCCUAGUUACACAUGCCCCUAAUGUUGGUACAGGAUUAUGUCAGCAAUUUCUUACAAAUAAACAAUUAGAUAAAAACAAUCAAAUUACAAACCUUCCGAUCGCCAAUCCUGUUGUUUCUGCCAGAAAAGGUAGACCUCCUAGUAGAGCAAAAAGCACCAUUGAGAUUCAAGAACUGCAUACAAAAAAAUUUCAGAAUAAUAGAAAGCGAUGUCAAAGAUGUGGUCAAAAGGGUCAUAAUCGAGCUACUU